AUGGCCAGCCUCAGAGUGGUGCGGUUGUGUCAGAACCCAAAGCUGGCGCUAAAGAAUAGCCCACCUUAUAUCUUAGACCUGCUGCCAGAUACCUACCAGCAUCUCCGCACUAUCUUGUCAAGAUAUGAGGGGAAGAUGGAAACACUUGGCGAAAAUGAGUAUUUUAGGGUGUUCAUGGAGAAUUUGAUGAAGAAAACUAAGCAGACCAUAAGCCUCUUCAAGGAGGGGAAAGAAAGAAUGUAUGAGGAGAAUUCUCAGCCUAGGCGAAACUUAACCAAACUGUCGCUGAUCUUCAGCCACAUGCUGGCAGAACUGAAAGGGAUCUUUCCAAGUGGACUUUUUCAAGGAGACACAUUUCGGAUUACGAAAGCAGAUGCUGCUGAAUUUUGGAGGAAAGCUUUUGGAGAAAAGACUAUAGUCCCUUGGAAGAGCUUUCGCCAGGCUCUGCAUGAAGUGCACCCCAUCAGCUCUGGGCUGGAGGCCAUGGCUCUGAAAUCCACUAUUGAUCUAACCUGCAAUGAUUAUAUUUCAGUGUUUGAAUUUGACAUCUUUACGCGACUCUUCCAGCCCUGGUCCUCUCUGCUCCGGAACUGGAACAGCCUGGCCGUGACUCAUCCCGGGUACAUGGCUUUCUUGACAUAUGAUGAAGUGAAAGCCCGACUCCAGAAGUUUAUUCAUAAGCCUGGGAGUUACAUUUUCCGGCUGAGCUGUACUCGUCUGGGCCAAUGGGCUAUUGGCUAUGUCACCGCCGAUGGGAAUAUCCUCCAGACAAUCCCUCACAAUAAACCUCUCUUCCAAGCACUGAUUGAUGGCUUCAGGGAAGGCUUCUAUUUGUUUCCUGAUGGAAGAAAUCAGAACCCAGACCUGACAGGCCUCUGUGAACCAACUCCCCAAGACCACAUCAAAGUGACCCAGGAACAAUAUGAAUUAUACUGUGAGAUGGGCUCCACAUUCCAGCUGUGCAAAAUAUGUGCUGAAAAUGACAAGGAUGUAAAGAUUGAGCCCUGUGGCCACCUCAUGUGCACCUCCUGUCUUACGUCCUGGCAGGAAUCAGAAGGCCAGGGCUGCCCUUUCUGCCGCUGUGAAAUUAAAGGUACUGAGCCCAUUGUGGUAGACCCAUUUGAUCCUAGAGGAAAUGGCAGCCUCUUGCGGCAAGGAGCGGAGGGAGCUCCUUCUCCGAACUAUGAUGAUGAUGACGAUGAGCGAGCGGACGACUCUCUCUUUAUGAUGAAGGAAUUGGCUGGCGCGAAGGUGGAACGGCCUCCUUCUCCAUUCUCCGUGGCCCCACAAGCUUCCCUUCCCCCAGUGCCACCAAGACUUGACCUGCUGCAGCAGCGAGUGUCUGUUUCUGCAAGUGCUUCUGGUCCUGGAACAGCUUCAAAGGCUGCGGCUGGCUCCCUCCAUAAGGACAAACCAUUACCAAUACCUCCCACCCUUCGAGACCUUCCACCACCACCCCCUCCAGACAGACCGUAUUCCGUUGGCGCAGACACCCGGCCUCAGAGACGUCCUCUGCCUUGUACACCAGGAGAUUGUCCGUCCAGGGAUAAACUGCCUCCUGUCCCCUCCAGCCGUCUUGGAGAGUCGUGGCUGCCCCGGCCAAUCCCUAAAGUACCAGUAGCAUCCCCAAGCCCUAGUGACCCCUGGACAGGACGAGAAUUAACCAACCGGCACUCCCUUCCAUUUUCAUUGCCCUCACAAUCGGAACCCAGGGCAGAUGUGCCUAGGCUGGGAAGCACACUCAGUCUGGACACCUCCAUGAACGUGAAUAACAGUCCGUUAGGAGGUGCCGAGUGUGAGCACCCCAAAAUCAAACCAUCCUCCUCUGCCAGUGCCAUCUAUUCUCUUGCGUCCAGGCCUCUUCCUGUGCCAAAGCUGCCCCCUGGGGAGCAGGGCGAAAGCCAGGAGGACGCUGAGUAUAUGACUCCCUCCUCUAGGCCUCUGAGCCUGCAGAAGCCAGAGCCAAAGAGGCCUUUGGUGGAGACAGCGCCGAGUUCCCGAGCGAGUGACUGUGACCAGCAGGGUGACAGCUGCACGUAUGAAGCCAUGUAUAAUAUUCAGUCCCAGGCCACGCCCAUCCCAGAGAGCAGUACCUUUGGUGACGGGAAUUUGGCGGCAGCUCAUGCCAACGCCGUCGCCGAGGAGUCGGAGAAUGAGGAAGAUGGCUACGACGUCCCUAAGCCCCCUGUGCCGGCAGUGCUGGCCCGCCGAACUCUCUCAGAUAUCUCCAACGCCAGCUCCGCCUUUGCCUGGCUCUCUCUGGAUGGGGAUUCCACCGCCAACUUCACUGAGGGUUCUCAAGUUCCUGAGCGGCCCCCCAAACCGUUCCCUCGGAGAAUCAACUCUGAACGGAAGGUGGGUGGCUGCCAGCAGGGCGGGGGUGCCACUGCCACCGCCGCUGCCGCCACCUCACCUCAGCUCUCCAGUGAGAUCGAGAGCCUCAUGAGUCAGGGUUACUCCUACCAAGACAUUCAGAAAGCCCUGGUCAUUGCCCACAACAACAUCGAAAUGGCCAAGAACAUUCUCCGGGAAUUUGUCUCAAUUUCUUCUCCCGCCCACGUCGCCACCUAGCACCUCCCCUCCCUGCAGCUGUUGUGGAGGACCGGUAAGCUGGAGGUUCCUGCUGUCCUCGCCGAGCACCUGCCAGUGCCAGCUUCCCCGGGAGCCUCGCAGCCAAGUUUUGCCCUGUCUGUCUGGGAUCUCACGACUGUGGUUCCAAGAUUUCAAAACAGUGGAAGGAAAGCGGAGCAGCUAGGAUGUUUUGUUUGUUUGUUUUGAGCGUGCAUUAGAAGGUGUCCUCUCUCCCCAUGUAGAGAAAGUGUGGAUUUUGUCUUUUAACAUUGUGUUGUAGUUGAGUCUACCUGGGGGAUGGUCCAAAACGCAGUAGGGCACAUGUUGUGUUGUAAAUCCUUCAGUGAGGAUUCAGACUUUCCCGGGUUAAAAAUGUUGUGUCUGUCUGUCUGUGUGUGUCCUGAGAUUAUAAAAAUCAAACUGCUGAUUGUGUUACUACUCCAAGGCAAGGAAUCUGUAAAAGACUUGCAUUUACUGUGGUAUUAUACCCAACCCUAGUAUGAGUGUCUUUGAAUGCCAACACUCCCCUCUCAUUCGGGUUAUCCUGUGCAUAGCAGAAGUUGUGUAUUUUUAGAAGACUGCCCUUUCCCCUACCUCCUGCUUCCUCCUCCUCCUCCUCUGUGUUCUGUCACCGGUAGUGGGCUUGCUAUGCCCCAGCCGUACUGAGGCCAAACAGCGUGUAGGAUGUUCUUUAUUACAUAUGGUGGUGUUGGUUUGUUUGGUAGUUUGGGGAUGCGGGAGGAGUAUUGUUGCUUUAUCGUUAUAAUCAUAUUUGAUACUAGCAGCUACACUGGCCACUCCAAAGCACUGUUUCUAUAGGAACAUUGAAUUUGUUAAAAUAAGAGAUUGUAAUUAUCCUAAUCACAGAAUGACUGAUGGAGGCCUUCACACACAUUCCACGCCCUCCCCAGAAAACUCUCUGCGGGAGACGGUUGCCUUGGUGCCCGAUUUGUGCCCUGAUGCAAGUCAUGAGUUUUCUACUUCAUGGGAACGGAAGAGCAUUUGCUUCCAGGGUGGCCUUCCGACCUGGAGGCCAUGAAGCUCUUGGGGAGCCUCAGCCACUUGCUAUGGCUGCCUUGUCCCCGAAGUGGCACGACAUGGACGGGCAUUCAUUCUUCCCAGAGCAGUAUUUUCUGCUCCUGCGGGUUGCUCGGCGUUUAUCCUCAGAACUGGAUAGAUCUUUGUAAAGAGUGGGGUACCACCAUGGUAGGUGCCCCCAACACCUUGGCUUUCUCUUGUGCCUGUGGCUUUGGGAACGUAACGUCUCCUCCUCUCUCCUCGCAGUCUCCCGGCCUCUGCACCCUGGGGCUCUGUACCCCACAGUCGUCAGACCUGUUGUGCUGCGGACACUGGCUGGCUAGGCAGAGGGAAGGCUGGCCGCUUCUGUGGUGCAGAGUCUGGUCUGCAGUGUUAUCCAGGUCUCCAUGCUGCCUGAGUGUCUCUGCCCACUUCCCUAGCGCUGUGUGACCUCCCUCCCUGGCAGAGCCUGACCCGCUGAUCGCUCUGCCCUCCCCAAGAUGUAUAGCAUCUGUCUGUCUCGAGGGGGCCAGACAGAGAGUACCUUCCUUAGAUCACCCUUCCUUCCAAUAUUGUCACCUUUGGGUCUAAAACUCCGACUCGCGUUUCACGUGGCUUUCAGCUCUCCUUAGAUGGUCUUUCUGCUCCAUCCUCUUGCCUCUGAGACCUUCACCCUCCCACAAUCAAUGGUACCGGACCUGGGGUGGAUUUGUCCUGGUCACCUCUUCAUGGUGUUGCUCUAGGACAGGAAGCAGCGCUGCCCACCACAGACACAACACCAGAGGUCCAGGAUUAGGGGAGGGUGGAUGUAGGAAAUCGUAAACAAUGUUCUCAAAGCCAGGAGAGUGCUGCAUUUAAGGUGCCCUUCCGUUUCACCUGUUAUUUAGAUAUGAAAGGCUUAGAGAAUGAACUAGAAAAAAUGACAGCCACCUCUCUGCUCAUCCAGGUUAAAAUUGUUGCCUGCCAGUGGACGUUGCCCUGCUGCCUGGAGGCAGGCAGAGAGCUAGGGCCCUGCGGCUGCUCUUGCCGGCGCCCCUUUUGGUCAGGGCAUGCACACAGCUCUGGAGCUCACGGUCUCCCUGCCGAGGGCAGUUUGGUCCUUUCCUCUCCUGGCCAGGCUCUAAUGGGCAGGCCUGUGGCUGUAGUGCCCAGUGCCUGUGCUGAGCAGAACUUGGCGUGCCCGACAUGUGUCUGUGCAGGAUGAAAGCUUCGGCCGUUUUGUGAGAGUUCUGGGAUUUCCAGGCAAGUCGUAAGAACAUUUUUCACACGGCUGUGGUCUUAAGGCUCUUUCCAGAACUUUUUCCUACAUCUUUCUGUGUCCAAGCUCCCCGUAGGAGGUCCAGUGAGGUAGUGGUUGGUGAUGCUUUGGGUUGCUAACUGCAGUCAGCAGGUCACACGGUCAGCACUCCUCGGAGAAAUCAGGGCUUUCCGGUUCCAUACAGAGUUUCGAUCUCAAAGCCCGCAGGCACAGUUCUUCCCGGCCCCUCCGUCUCUGAGUCCACAUUGACUUGGUGGCAGUCAAGUUUUGACGGUUUGCAAGAUAACUGAUAACCUCUAGUGAUUCGUAUGGCAAUUUUUAAUUAUUUGGUUCUGCUGUGAAUUUAACCAGUAAUCAAACCCCUCCUUUCAUGAAGCUAUCCCUCCGUGUUUGGUGUUUUGCCAUUUGGGGCAAGGCCCCGCCCCCAUUUCCUCCUCCGGUUAUAAAGAGUUCCUCCUCAGUUAACUAGCAGGUCCAUGUGAUUAAACCCACUUUGCUGUCUCCCUUCUCCUCAGAUGGGUAGACUGCCUGAUCAGGUCCACUUUCUUCUCUCCCCAUGGCUUGCCGUUCAGAACUGGCCUUGGUGCCAGGACGCCCAGGACCGGGCUUUCUCCAGGCCUCCUCCAUGAGCGUAGAGCUCUGGACAUGUCACCCCGUCAGCAUGUGUCUGUUGACGGUCACGUCCAUGGUGACAAGACCUACAGAGGGCGCCCUCCUCCUCGAGCCCUCCUUCCAGUCCCUCUGACCACGCACACUCUCAGGCCACUUCAUACUAUUAGGAUCUUCUAGAAUUUUUUAAAAAUGCAAUUGUUUCUCUGUUUUUUUUUCCCCCUGGGGGGCGGCAGGGAGGGGUUGGGGGGGGAUUUCCCCCUCCUUCAGAUGUUUAUUUCCUCUAUUGAAAAUUAAAUUGUUUGAUGGUCCAACCAGCAAACUUAGCAUUUGGUGGGGGGGAGGGGGUUUGUUUCAUUUUGUUUUGCAACAGCUUAUUCGCAAAAUAGGGCUAACUAUGUAUGUUCCAUUUAAGGCCCCAGAAAUAAGCCCUCUUCCUUUCUGUGGAUGGUGAGCAGUGGUGUUGCUGCAGAAUAUUCUCCUACCUCACAUCCUGAAAGUCAGAAAGAAGCCUUUCUAGCCCUGUGUGUGGUCUCCCAACUACUGAGCUCACUGUCCUAACCGUGUCAGUCAGCAAAUGUCCAUGAGUGCUUGCCUGGUGCCAAAGUGUCAGCUAGACCAUGUGUUCUUCCUUGCCACCACCUGUUGGUGUGUCCAUAGUGGGGGAUUGUCCUUGGGCUGUCUAGCAGUGGCAUUUGGCCCCAAAGUAGUUCUUUCCACUGAGAUUGUGUGGUUUUUAUUCCUAGUUACUUUAGAGACAGAGCUGCCCUGCCUGGUAAGAUCCAUCUAGACUUGCCCAUUAGCCCUAGUGCUCUGGCUCAGAUUCCUUGUGUAGGUCUCGUGGGUGCCCAGCGUCUGAAUGGAUUCCCUGGAAGCUGUUGGGUCAGCCACUGAGACGGGAGACGGAGGUCCAGGCUAGCUCAGAGGAGACAACAGGGCCGUUAACGUGCUUAAACAGAGCAUCUCCUCACAGUUGCCUGUCUCCCUCUUCGCUGAGCUGCUGGGCCCCGACUCUUCUUGUCGGGAAGGCUUCCUUGCCACUAUUUUGAGACCUGUCACCAUCUCCCACACUAUUUAGGAUCUUCUUCGAUCCUUCAAUGUCUGCAGCUAAUCUUAUGCCUUAGCAAGGUUUGAAGGUGUUGGGGAAGGUUGGCCACCCACCUCUGGGUCCUGAUCUUUAACCACUGUUGGCUUAAACUUGAUUCUAAGCUGGGGGUUGGGUCAGGAUAAAGAGUUUAGAGACCCUAGAGCUUAAUGUCAGAGACAACCGCAGCAUAGACCGUGAGACUUCAGAAAACUCAGACUAAAGCACUCAGCCUACAUUAGGGAACUGUAUUUAGAAAUGCAGAUAGCCAUUUAACGCCUGGAGGAAGCAGGUGGGGCGCGUUCCUUUCUGGGAAAGUGGAAGAAGGUAGAUGCUAUUUGUUUGCCCUUCCGGUUGGCAGCCUUUGGACCCAAGUGAACCCUACCAGGUCCUCAUUACAAGGCUGCAUGGAGCUUACAGAGCUGGAGUGGGGAGAUGUCGCCCUUAGUCUGUUCUCCUACUUCUCAGCUUUUGAAUCAACACCUGUGGCCCCGUGCAGCCGUCCCGCUUCAGGGAGCAUCAUUGACCCUGGAGUGCCAGCACACCGAGCAGCAGCUGCAGCCCUGCGCAAAGCCCCUACAUCAGCAGGAAACUCGGUGGCUGUUGGACUGCUGUUUUGACAGUGGACAGGCAGGCCUGCGGGCAUGUCUAUGACAUGGAAGAAAUUCUUAGGGAACUUCUGGUCACUGUUUCUUUUCUUUCCCCUGGCCAGUCUUGACAUCUCCACCUGCAGCCCUUUCUCCCAAAAGAGCACUCGGGCUGUCUGGAGCAUCACCCCCUAGCCUGGCAUCAUCCCGGUCUUCAUUGUUUCGAUAGCAAACCCACAGUUGUCGCUGCCUCCCAGCAUUGGCACUGGGUUAUAUUUAUUCUGUGGGCACACAGAGGUCCCUUCCCUGCCCCGGCCCCGGAGGUGUGUGCAGGAAUGCUCUGAAGCAGACCUUUCUAGGGCCCUCCAAAACUGCCUUCCAGCAAGAGUGUGUAUUAGUGGGGCACAUGGGGGGACUAGCAUUAGUCCUGUAUGGUAGGCCUUUCUGUCUUUAAAAACUAGACCUGAUUACUUGCGUCUUUUCCGCUUAUUUUUCUCAUCCUGGUGUCUGUCCUGACUUAGCAAGGGGCUUCAUAAUUGUUUAUAACUUUUUAACCAUCAGAGCCAUUUGAUAUACCUAGAAGUAACUUAAUAAUCCAAAGAUACAGGUCGAGGCAUGGGAGAAAGGAUAGGGCACCAGACUACAUUUGCUGGCCCCACCCAGGUUCCCGGAUGGAGGAGCUGGGGGCACCAGUGCCCGGUGCCUCCACAGGGACUUGGGUGGUCCAUGUUGGUUUCCAGGGCAGUGCAGGGGCUGGUGCCCCCAGAGAGCAGCAUGCUUAAGAGGUGGGGAAGCAGGGCGGGUGGGAGAGCUCGGGCCCAGCCCUGAGAGGCCCGUUCAGAGUCAGGUGGACAGCACCACGCUGCAGGGCCAGCUGUUGACUAACAGCUGUUUGGAGGUCUUGCUGCCCUCCCUGUGUAUAUUGCUUGAGAAACAUGUGGCCGACCACGCCCUGUAUUUGUACAGAGCAAAGGCCGAAAGCCACCCUCAGAUCUCCUACUGAUUUGGCAAGCUGCACUGUUCAGCAGAGCGCCACAUGGCCACACACACACGCUCUCCUUCCACCCUGGACCAGACUGGGAGGCCAGAGAGGAGUGUUGCUCAAGACCGGCUACAUGCAACACUUCGGCCUACGCCGACGCCACGCUCCGUUCUGAGCAUGCUCAGGUCUGAGUGCGGGGCCUGUAGGUCCAUCGGCAUGUGUGUCCUCUGAUCCUGUGUGUCUGUCUUGGGUGAGGGCAGCCAGGGUGGUCUUGCAUUUGAAGAGACGAGUGACGGUCAGUGUGUCUUUUCUUCCGCGUCUCUUCCGGCUGCCAGCUCGGUGCCUGCAGACCUCCCGCCCCACCUUGUCUUGGUGUCUUGGCCCUGGAGGAGAAGCCUGCCCUGCUGGAACAUGUGGUAGAGGCCUGGCAGCUAUGAGGUACCUCCUCCGGCUGCUUUUUGACUGGGGUGACGUGGGGUUUUUAACCUUAUAUAUCUUUUUCCUUCAUUCAAAACAAAACAAUUUUUAGCACAC
Echinops telfairi (small Madagascar hedgehog) is the source of this 8642-nucleotide messenger RNA. It is a transcript of the gene CBL, whose product is annotated as Cbl proto-oncogene. The coding region runs from base 1 to 2571 and encodes 856 amino acids. The transcript is spliced from 16 exons. Gene Ontology annotation, biological process: cell surface receptor signaling pathway; negative regulation of epidermal growth factor-activated receptor activity. Gene Ontology annotation, cellular component: plasma membrane; membrane raft. Lineage: Eukaryota; Metazoa; Chordata; Mammalia; Afrosoricida; Tenrecidae. Gene Ontology annotation, molecular function: SH3 domain binding; receptor tyrosine kinase binding; phosphotyrosine residue binding. The record is from RefSeq and is a predicted model, not a curated record.